Messenger RNA from Cyprinodon tularosa, 2242 nucleotides. RefSeq names its product phospholipid phosphatase related 5b (gene plppr5b). The coding region runs from base 234 to 1160 and encodes 308 amino acids. Lineage: Eukaryota; Metazoa; Chordata; Actinopteri; Cyprinodontiformes; Cyprinodontidae. Gene Ontology annotation, molecular function: phosphatidate phosphatase activity. The transcript has 6 exons. Gene Ontology annotation, biological process: signal transduction; phospholipid dephosphorylation; phospholipid metabolic process. The record is from RefSeq and is a predicted model, not a curated record.
UCUCUCUCUCUCCUCCUCCUCCCUCCCCUCCUCCCUCUCUGCUGCAGACAGGGCUCCUCCAGCAGUAGAGGAGCUGAGGUACGGGGUGAAUACAGCGGCUCUUAGCGGGCAGCGGAUGCGUGAUGAGCGGGUCAGAGGCUCUGGGCUCCACCGCCGGUACCGGCUAGAACCGGCAGGGGGAGGGGAGGGGUGGGGGGGUUGUGAUUCAAUGUGUGUCGCUGUCCGUCUGCAUCAUGCUGUACUUCCAGCUGGUGAUCAUGGCGGGGACCAUCAUGCUGGCCUACUACUUCGAGUACACAGACACCUUCAGCGUGCACGUGCAGGGCUUCUUCUGCUACGACACCUCCUACACCAAGCCCUACCUGGGCCCCGAAGACAGCAGCGCCGUCCCGCCCAUCCUGCUCUACGCCCUGGUGUCUGGACUGCCCACGCUGCUGAUUACCGUCACGGAGACCAUCCUGUUCCUGGUCCAGUACACGUCCAAAGAGUUCGACCGCUCUGAGAAGACGGUGGCCACUGGAGACUGCUGUUACCUCAACCCGUUGGUGCGCAGAACAUUCCGUUUCCUGGGAGUCUACGCCUUCGGCCUCUUCACCGUGGACAUCUUCGUCAACGCGGGGCAGGUGGUGACGGGAAACCUGGCGCCGUACUUCCUGACGGUGUGUAAGCCCAACUACACUGCGCUUGGCUGCCAACAGGCCCUGCGCUACAUCAGCCACCAGGAGGCCUGCACAGGGAACCAAGACGACAUCCUGAGGGCCCGCAAGACCUUUCCCUCCAAGGAGGCGGCCCUCAGCGUCUAUGCCGCUCUGUACCUUGCUAUGUACGUGACGUACACGGUGCGCGCCAAGGGGACCCGCCUGGCCAAGCCGCUACUGUCUCUGGGCUUCAUGUGUCUGGCCUUCCUCACUGGUCUGAACCGUGUGGCAGAGUACCGGAACCACUGGGCCGACGUCAUCGCCGGCUUUAUCAUCGGCAUGGCUAUCGCCACCUUCCUGGUGGUGUGUGUGGUCCAUAACUUCAAAGGGAAGCUGCUGCUGAAUGAGGAGCUUCCUGAGCAGCAGAGCAGCAUGGCCAUGCUGAACGUGGGCCAGGUGGAGAGUCCUCUGGAGAAGUACAUCGCCUCACAGAAUCACAUCGGCUUCGCUGAGGUCACAUGACGUGGAGUCUGCGGUGUGGCAGACCCACUGGACGUCCACGCUCUUCACCGUCCAAUCCUAUUAACCAGAGUGCAGCACUGUGUUUGUCUGUAGUUCCAUGUUGUCUGCAGUGGACCGACCUGAAGGGACCAAAAAAGGUCGGCUCCUCCUGCUUCUCCAUCUAUGCACUUAUUCCAGUUGCUCUCCUCCAAACCAGCCUUUUACUGCGAUAAUCUAGGAAGAAUUCAGAUGAGUAGAAGAACAGGAAGAGCUGGCGACUGUCAGCGCUUUAUGUUCCUAUCUAAGAACAUGAUUGGCUGCUUAUUUCUGUGCUCUAUGUAAACAUCCUCCCUAAAGUCAGGAACGGAUCCGUGUUUGUAAAGAACGGCAUUGUGGGUAAAGCAGCAGGAAUGAGAUGGAUCCAGAACAAGUUCCUCCUCAUCCUCAGCAGAACCUCACAGAGACCAGCAGCUGUGGGAAGAUCCACGGGGUUCCACUCUGAGCCGCUUCCAGAACCUUUACUGCUCUUCGCUUCAAGGUUGCCUCUGAUCAGCUGUCUGUGGAUCCAGGAGACGCUGAUUCGUCAUUUCUCCUCAUCAGCAGCAUCAGAUCGAAAACGUUUAGAAACAAAACGCUGCAGCAAUCUCUCACAUGGAGCAGGUAUGCAGCCCCUGUGGAACUGGGAGUGGUCCUCUGCUGCACCCUGCUGGGGAUGAGAGGACAGCGCAGACUGUCCCCAGUUAUAAGGCGUUGUAGCUGGUUGCUAACCAACCGGAGCGGAACAGAUCCGGUUACCCAGCUCCCUCCAACAUAUUGGUAUGCUGCUCCUGCUGGUCCGACCAGUUACUGUCUAACGCAACAAAUGUUCCUGUUUGUUCAACAGCAGACUACGACGGAGGGUUAGGGCCAGCUAGAUUUAUUUUUUUUUCUAUUUCCAGAAUAAAGUCGUAAAAUUUCGAGAAUAAAUUCGUAAAAUUACGAGAAUAAAGUUGCAAAGAGAAUAGUCAUUCAAUUACGCGAAUAAAUACAUAAAAUUACGAGAAUAAAGUUGCAAAGAGAAUAGUCAUACAAUUACGAGAAUAAAGUCGUAAGAUUACGACAAU